Belonocnema kinseyi is the source of this 1692-nucleotide messenger RNA. RefSeq names its product KICSTOR complex protein kaptin-like. The coding region runs from base 139 to 1083 and encodes 314 amino acids. Gene Ontology annotation, cellular component: lamellipodium; actin cytoskeleton; KICSTOR complex. The transcript has 7 exons. Gene Ontology annotation, biological process: negative regulation of TORC1 signaling; cellular response to amino acid starvation; actin filament organization. Gene Ontology annotation, molecular function: actin filament binding. Lineage: Eukaryota; Metazoa; Arthropoda; Insecta; Hymenoptera; Cynipidae. The record is from RefSeq and is a predicted model, not a curated record.
UUUUUGUGGAGGAGGAAGGUGGUCGUUCGAGCUUUUCGGGCUUUUGCUUUUGAGUUCAGUGUGGUCCACCUUCCGGAGGACGUGAGCUUAUACGUUUAGCUUUAAGAGACUGACUAAUUCACAACAAAUCUCAGGACAAUGUCCGGCUCAGGUCCAAGGUUUGUGAAUAACCAGUUUAAUUCUCCUAUUAAACUAUAUUCGCCCCAUGCGAUUCAGGAAACGUUGGAUCGUCAGACUCAAAUUUUAGCCAACGGUGCAAUCGGAAUCGAUUUCAACCAGUUAGCCAAACCGGCGAAUCUUCAAAACAGCGCAGUGCUUCGCAUGCUCGAAGAAGAAGAAACAAGAAAGCGCAGUGGACAACCUAAUCUGAAACGAGUAGCGUGGCCUCCUCCACCAGAGGAUCAAGAUAUUGACGAAUACAUUGAACAAGGCCCUGUUCAAGCCAAGACACGUGGAAUUGGCGAGUACGCCACGUACCAGAGCAGUCCAUCGCCCCAGAAUCAAAAUUUUGUUCCAUCAUCUCCGUCGCCUGUGAAUCCUGGUGGUACUUUGAAGCAACCCAAGCAAUUUCAACAAGAAAAAUCAGCUAAGGGUUGGGCAUCGGUUUCACCCUCAGCCACCUCCCCUUUACCCCAACCACUUCUCCAGCCACCCACUUGGGGCCAGACACAAAAACUGACACCACAAUUGCAGACCCAGAGCUCAGUAGACCGAACACGACAAUCACCUUAUUCGACGCCAGCUUCCACAUUUGAAGCACCGCCUUCUACAAUCACUCUGAGGCCGGAAGCUCCAAUUUCUCAGGUACCACAACCAGUUUAUUUUUCGCAACCCGCAGCGACGAAAGCGCCGAUAAGCGGCAAUAUGAGAGGCGAUCAAAAAUGGCCCCCUGCUACCGUGAAAGCUCAGACGGAAGCAGAAAACCAGGCCCGAUUGGAUUUGGCCAAGGGACCAGUUUGCAGACCACGUAGAGUGAACAAAGAUUAUCGCCCAUUUUUCGCUCAGCAUGCGCUGACAUCCACCUACCCAGGAUAUAGAGCACCACCAGGAACUCAAUAUUUCACUCCAGGAUAUCAAAAUUAGACGAAACUCGAGUUCUUAUAUUUUUCUCAAUCUCAAAGCAUUUGCGAGGCUGCGAUCGAAACGUUGCCAAUCUUAUUUUUCGAUUGCAACAUUUCAGAGUACCAAACAAAAAAAAAAACAGAAAAAAUACAACAAGAGCAGGAAUGAAAAUUCUAAAUUUUUCUCAGCUUCCGUUUUUAGUUUCCGCUCUUGAAUUCAAGAGAAAACAUUUAAUAGAAUAUUCAACGAUCUUGUGGAAUCUUUCCAAUAAGACUAUAUUAAUAGAAAUCCGUUUCUAUUUUCCUUUUCGCAGAUUGCUUAGCUCGCGCUCUAUUAAUAGGUUGAGAACUAACGCUUCUGAUCGCAUCGAGAAAUAACAAUAAAGAUUGGAGAAUCUAGCCGAGGAGCUAGAGCGAAUAAAAAUAAAAAUAAACUCGAAAUCGAGACUCGAGACGAACGAAAACCGAAAAAAAGGCAUGGAAGCUUAUAAAUGUAAAUAUGAAAGGGAGAUUGAUAAGCAUAUUUUUGUAAUGUGAUUCAACGAAAUAGGUAACCAACUAACUUACCUUUUUAAUGGUGUAUAAUAUUAUCGCGAAUAAAUAUAAUAAAGGGUCUUGAGACUUAUUUAUU